AUGAAGCAAAACAUGGACUCCGCCCUAGCAGCCUUCAACAAGCUGAAUGAUUCCGUCUAUGUCUCAGACCCCGAGGACUUUCCAGAAAAUAGCAAUCCCCCGCUAAUUGUCCUCGCAUUAUGGAUGAACGCCGGGCCCUCCGCCCUUCUCAGAUAUGGAAAUCAGUACAGGCGCAUGAUCCCCUUGGCUCGCAUCGUGAUUCUCCGCUCCGCUACAAAUGACUUCUUCCUCGCCUCCAGCGACGCCACACAAGGUGCUCAACUCGCUCCCGCCGUGGACGCACUCCGCACGUUCGCGGUCCCGGGGAACCCGGUUUUCAUCCACCUGUUCUCCAACGGCGGCAUGCUGAAGACAUCUCAGUUGAUGCGUCUGUUUAAAGAGACGACCGGCAAGCCAAUGCCAAUCUCAUCGAUGAUUGUUGACAGUGCCCCUGGUGUUACGAGCAUCCAGUCCGGCAUGAAAGCGAUAUCUUUUCAACUUCCGCAGUUCUGGCUCUGGAGGCUGAUCUCCCAGGCUGCGGUUUGGGUAUUUCUAGUCGCCAUGGGGGCUUAUGGGUGGAUAAUUAAUGCUCCGAAUACAGUUGAUAUGGCUUGUCGGAGAGUUAACGAUAGGGCACUCUAUCAGCCUUCUACUGAGGAAGGCCUUGUGCGUUACUACAUAUACUCGGACUCGGAUAACAUUGUCCUUUCGGAGAAUGUUGAAGAUCAUAUGAGGUACUCAGAGUCGUGCGGUGUCGUGGUACGGCCUGAGAAAUUCAAAGACGCGCAGCAUGUUAUGGCUAUGAGGACGGAUCCGGAGCGGUACUGGGCUAUCGUUGACGAAUGUCUGAAGCUGAACAGAGCUGCUUGA
Messenger RNA from Penicillium verhagenii, 849 nucleotides. RefSeq lists its product as uncharacterized. The record is from RefSeq and is a predicted model, not a curated record. Bases 1 to 849 code for a protein of 282 amino acids. The transcript has a single exon. NCBI's taxonomy places the organism in Eukaryota, Fungi, Ascomycota, Eurotiomycetes, Eurotiales, Aspergillaceae.